AUGUCUCCAUUACUUUUGGAGGUUUUGCUACUGAUGACUGCCUCAAGUUAUGGCGAUCGAGACGGUCAAAACACAUCACCAUCUCCGCCUCCGGUUGUCCAGACUCAGCUGGGAGCAAUCAGCGGAAGGAUGCUGACUGCCAAGAACGGGAGACAAUACGAAGCUUUCCGAGGCAUUCCGUACGCCGGGCCACCUGUAGGAGACCUGCGCUUCUCGAAGCCCCAGCCUCAUCCUCCUUUUGACCAGGGACGAUUUGAUGCUGGAGAAUAUGGAAACUUUUGUUUGCAGGGUGCUUCAGGAAUGUUAAAGUACAGGAGUGGUAACAUCUACAACCCUGGAGUUCUUGUAACUAACGGUAGUAUCGUCGUCGUAACCUUGAACUACCGCCUUGGUGUCGGCUUCCUCAGCACGGGCGACCCGACACUACCUGGUAACUACGGCCUGUGGGACCAGCACCUGGCCAUCCAGUGGGUCAAGGACAACAUCCAAGCUUUCAACGGUGACCCUGACAAGAUCACCAUCGGAGGCGAGUCUGCGGGGUCAGCCAGCGUUGCGUUCCACACCUUAACGCCUUUGUCACGAGGGCUGUUCGCCAGAGCCAUCCUGCAGAGCGGCACCGCCACGUCGUCAUGGGCGCUACAGAGAAAGCCGCUGGACCAGGCACAAAAGCUGGCACUCAACCUCACCUGUCCGUCUCCACGCUCCUCCACCAACUUUGAGGGCGUCCCUGUAGACAUUCUCCGAGCAUCAAUCCAGGACACAACGUUAGCCAAGGCAGCUGUGGACUUCGUGUUUUUACCAACAGUAGAUGCGGAAUUUGUGACGAAAAAUCCUGCAGACACCUUGAAUGAUAAUGAAUAUCUAGGACAGAUCGGGUUCUACGAGAGAGACUACCUCAGUGGCUGUGUCAACAACGAAGGGGCAUCCCUCUCCAUUCAAAUGUUUGAGUUAAAGAGAAACGAGUCACUGGUUCUGAAUCCAGUAUUCUAUGACCUUGACCUCGUGCCCCUUCUGAUAGAACAGAAGUUUGGAAAUACCUCAGCAGCUGCCGAAGAAGUCGUCAAGUUUUUCUAUACUUCCCCGAGGUAUUCAGAGCUGCUGGACAAGAAACAAGUGCUGGACACUGCAGGAGAUGCUGGUUUCUACGUGCCACUCACAGAAUUCGCACGCGCUGUGGCCAGGGGUCGAAGUUCAGCGCGAAGAAACCUCGUGUACAUUUUCGAUCACUAUCCCGCGUUUGUGUCAGACGGAUACCUGGGUACACCACACGCAGAUGAUUUGCUGUACGAAUUCGACAUUGAUGGGCUGAUCAACGCCAGUCUCUGGACUGCUGAUGAUGACCGCCUUCGUGAGGUCUUCAUGUCGGUGAUCCUGGAUUUUGUGAAAUCAGGAAAUCCCGACGGCGCACUUCGGUCAUCUCUGCAGGAUGGCUGGCCGGAUUUCGAUCUCAUCAACGAGAGUUAUCUGUCCAUUAAAGUCAACUCAUCAUCAAUACAGCAUCAUAUCCGCCCACGCGAGACUUCACUGUGGCUCAACUUACUUCCAACCCUCCUGGACUCAGCGUUUGGUCGGACAAACCACUCAUCAUCCCACGUGAUGACUUUGUCCGAGUUGAUAGGCUGACCAUAUCACCAGAGAAAUCUGUAACCAUAGAGUACUUAAUGCCUUAUGUCAUGACAAGAACUAAAUAUUUGUUUUCUGUGGGGCUCAGUAACGGAGGUAGAGUGAUUAUGCUACCCGCAAAAUUCUUAUGAAAAUGUUGUCGCAGAUUAAGCAUUGUUUUCCUCAUUUCCAAGAUUUUUUUAAAUACUGGAAAAAAAAUUAACAGAAAGUCCUUUUGUCUACCUCGGCUUUAGAAAAUACGUGAAAGUGAAAUAAAGUUGUUUUUAAAUGUG
Messenger RNA from Pomacea canaliculata, 1895 nucleotides. Its product is annotated as bile salt-activated lipase-like. The transcript is spliced from 7 exons. The record is from RefSeq and is a predicted model, not a curated record. Bases 1 to 1623 code for a protein of 540 amino acids. NCBI's taxonomy places the organism in Eukaryota, Metazoa, Mollusca, Gastropoda, Architaenioglossa, Ampullariidae.